Papaver somniferum (opium poppy) is the source of this 1339-nucleotide messenger RNA. Its product is annotated as probable inositol transporter 3. The transcript is spliced from 3 exons. Gene Ontology annotation, molecular function: myo-inositol:proton symporter activity. Gene Ontology annotation, cellular component: membrane. Lineage: Eukaryota; Viridiplantae; Streptophyta; Magnoliopsida; Ranunculales; Papaveraceae. The record is from RefSeq and is a predicted model, not a curated record. Gene Ontology annotation, biological process: transmembrane transport. Bases 31 to 1194 code for a protein of 387 amino acids.
CUUAAUAAGACAUCAGAUUAUAUCCUCGCAAUGGCAUUGUUUCCAGCUCUGCUUCAAUUUUUGCUAAUGAAGUCGCUUCCUGAUUCACCUAUAUGGCUAUAUAAAAUGAACCGAAAAGAGGACUCAAUUAAAGCUUUCGGGACAUUUUACACUUCCCGUGAAGUUGAGAAAGAGUUGGAUGCUAUAAGGUUGUCAAUUAAGAAUGAAACAGGUGGUCCAGAUGAAAAACCCUAUUAUGAUAGGAAUAUCUUUUUUAGGAUGAGGACAACAUGGAAUAAUUCAUUAGAACGUAGACAGAUUGUUGUUGGUAUUGGUCUGCAAGUUGCUGAACAGUUUGUGAGUGAGAACACGUUAAUUUAUGUCUUUCCCCGUAUCAUAAGGAUGGGUGGCCUCAUAGCAUCACCAAAUCCUAAAUGGGACAUCUGGUAUAUGAAGUUGACUUUCUUGAUGUGCUAUGGUCUUAAUGGUAUUCAAAGUGCAAGUCUGCCUUACAGAAUUGUAAAACUUUCGAGGAGGAAGAUUUUGCUUAUCAAAUCAUACUGUAUGAUGGUGUGUCUUUUAGGGUUAAGUUUCUUCAUUAUUAUAUCACCUAAUAAUAUUAGAGGAGUGAGUAAUAAACUGGAGACCAUCACGUAUUUCGGUAACAACACAUGUCCGAGUUAUACUUCAGCACCAGAUGCAGAUGCAUGGAACUGUUUCAAAUGCCUUCAAGCAGGAUGCGGAUUCUGUAAUGGUAUUGAUGAAAAUUUCAUGCGUGCACCUAUUGCCUGCUUGGCUGUAGAACCUAUUGGGACAUCACCAUCAUGUUUUCCUGAACAGGGAAUCUGGUUUGCACCAGAUUCCGUCACAAGACAAUGCGAAUUGAAGAUUCCUUAUGGUCCAGCUUUUAUAUUGUUAAUAAUCGGCCUUGUUCCCUACACAUUUGGGUUGGAAUCACAUAUGCGCUCAAGGAUGUCCAAGGUAGAAGUUAGAGGGAGACUUGCUGGGACUGUAGCAGUGACCAACUGGAUCUCCUUCCUCUUGGUGAUUGUAUCAUCUUUUACGAUUAAUAAAGAUGGAGGCACUCUAUUCUUAAUGCUCCUCAUCAGUUUGAUUUCUUUCUUUGUUACUCGGUUGAUCAAUUUGUCUUAUUUGUGGGUACCAGAAAUGAAAGGUUCCUCCCAGUCCAAAGUGGAUACUUCCAAAGUCAGUUGAAGGGAUACUCUUGGUACAAAUAUUGUUAUCUUUUAAUGUUUUCCUUUGGUUUAAUUAGGAGAUAGUAUAGGUAGUUUAUUUGUUUGACUUGAUUUUUCUUUUGCUGAGAAUAUUUAUUUAUUUUUUUGCUAACAGUCACGCAUAG